This is a messenger RNA of Ostrea edulis (European flat oyster), 1069 nucleotides long. RefSeq lists its product as uncharacterized. Bases 551 to 1069 code for a protein of 172 amino acids. The transcript is spliced from 5 exons. The record is from RefSeq and is a predicted model, not a curated record. Lineage: Eukaryota; Metazoa; Mollusca; Bivalvia; Ostreida; Ostreidae.
UCUAGGUUUUCCAGGAAAUCCUCGUCCACGUCCGUGAUUCCGACGCUGUGAACUGCUUCUGGAACGACGAUCUACAUUUAGGUGUAGGGAUGCAUGUAUAGCCGAACGGAAAUUGGCAGCAAGUUUGGAUACUCCUUUAGGAUUGAGAUGAUAUCCAUCCUUAUUCAACAGGGUUAGGUUAAGACCAGAGUCAACAAACAUGUGGUGAUCAACAAAAGAUAUAGCUCCAUCGUUAUUUUGUAGAAACUUCUGUUUCAGAAUAGCAUUUACCAUUUCUGCACUGUUUUUCUGCAAAUCACUUCUUGGGGUAGUUAAUGAGAUGAUAACUUUGGUAUUGGGCCAUCUUUGUCUUAUGAACUGAACGAUUUCAUACAUGUUGGUGACACAGUCAUCUCGACUGUAAAACGAAAACUAGAAAAGAUAUUGUUAUAAAAUAAAUUGUUCUAUGACCUAUAAAUCCUAGAGCAUCAACUGUGAAAGUCUCAUUUAUUUUGGUGAAAGGGCCAAUUUUAGUACUUUGUGGCUCUGGUCCUUUACUAAUUAGUUGCUAAUGUACUUUUUUUUUUUUAUUCAGAAACCUUUAACAGCUCAUCUAAAAAGCUUCUUCACAUGCCCAUGGAUAAGAGAAGAUGACGAGGAUUUAAAGAGACAAAUUACAUCAGUUCUGGAGGGGUGUGGAUGGGAGGCAGACAAAAAUGUCAUCAUCACAUGUUUCUCAUAUGCCUCCCAUUCUUUCACCAACUGGAGGAACCAGGUUCGUCAAAAGCUAGUGACUCAAGAGAAGCGGGUUGAGAUGAUGCCCAUUACAAAUCUGCAGAGAUACCUUUUCUCAGCCUUAUGGGUGUCGCCAUCCGAGUCGGAUGUAAAAAUUUAUUUCAAGGUGACCCUUGCACUGAGGGCUUUCGCAGAUGGGCACAGAUUAUUCAACAACCCAACCACAGCCAUAGACUUCUGGCGUGCUUUUUUAAAAAGGAAUAUUGACACAAUGAUGAAACAGACACCAGACAGAUGGGUUGCCCUUGAGCAGAGAAUGAAAAAGAAAGUUGAAGCUUGCAAUAAAGAAGAUUAA